This is a messenger RNA of Candoia aspera, 2844 nucleotides long. RefSeq names its product neutral cholesterol ester hydrolase 1 (gene NCEH1). The transcript has 5 exons. Gene Ontology annotation, molecular function: lipase activity; carboxylic ester hydrolase activity. Gene Ontology annotation, cellular component: membrane. Lineage: Eukaryota; Metazoa; Chordata; Lepidosauria; Squamata; Candoiidae. The coding region runs from base 68 to 1294 and encodes 408 amino acids. The record is from RefSeq and is a predicted model, not a curated record.
CCGGUUUAAAAAGGCCGCGGGGCUGCAGGCUAGAGGACGAAGAAGGGGACGCCCGGGCGCCGGAGCGAUGAAGUCGGCCGUGGUGCUGCUGGCCGGGUGGCUGGCGCUGACCGCUUAUUACGUCUACCUGCCGCUCCCUAGCACCGUCUCCGAGUCCUGGUAUCUCAUGAUGAUGAAUGCGUUUUUCCGGCUCGUGCAGCAAUCGUGCAGCCUGGCUCAUGCCAUGGGUCUUGACCACCAUGCAAGACUGCUGAAUGUUGUUGUUGGUAAGCUGGAAAGCCUAAGUAACAUGCCUUCAGGGCAUGUGAAGAUAACAGACCCCGUAUUUGAUGGUGUAGAGGUCCGAGUGUAUCAGCCUUUUGCAGAAAGCCAGAAGACAUUACGUCGCAGCGUGGUCUACAUCCAUGGAGGAGGAUGGUCUUUGUUAAGUGCAAGAGGAGGUUCCUAUAAUCAUCUCUGCAUGGUUAUGGCUGAAUCUCUGGAUGCUGUAAUUGUCUCAAUUGAUUACAGGUUAGUGCCAGAUUUCCACUUCCCGGCACAGUUGGAUGAUGUCCUUCGGGCCAUCAAACAUUUUCUGCUGCCAGAUGUCCUAGCUCAGUAUUCUGUUGAUCCCACCAGAAUUGCAGUUUCCGGUGAUAGUGCAGGAGGCAACCUGGCUGCUGCUGCGUGUCAGGAGAUUAGUCAAGAGGAGAACGUGACCAACAGAUUUAAACUGCAGGCCCUAGUCUAUCCAGUCCUUCAGUGUUUUGAUUUUAAUACUCCUUCAUACCAACAGAACGAACUAAGCCCGAUCGCAUCACGCACUGUUAUUGUAAAGUUCUGGAUAGACUAUUUUGAUGGAAACUAUGAUUAUGCCCAGUCCAUGCUGAUAAACAACCACACAUCUCUGGAUGUGAGCAAGGCCAGUUCCUUCAGAGACCGACUAGACUGGACUUUUCUUCUGCCUUCAAGAUUCAGAAAGCAUUACAAACCCAUAACUCAAAGUACAGGGAAAGCUGAAAUCAUCCAGAAUAUUCCUGCCCUAUUAGAUGUCCGUGCAGCCCCGCUUCUGGCUGACAAAGAGGUUUUGCGCCUGCAGCCCAAAACUUAUAUUAUGACCUGUGAGAUCGAUGUUUUGAGAGAUGAUGGUCUCAUGUAUGCCAAGCGGUUAGAGAAAGCAGGUGUGGAAGUCACCGUUGACCACUUUGAAGACUGUUUUCAUGGCUGCAUGCUCUUCACCAUUUGGCCAAUUAAUUUUUCUUCAGGAUUUCACACCAGAGACAGCUAUCUCAAGUGGCUGAAUGAAAAUCUGUGAACAGAGAAAGAUCAGUCUCUAGAAAAGGAAUUCAUGCUAUUCAUUUGAAGACAUCACUAGAGAACUUCCAUUACAGGAUAGCAGGUACAUCUGUUAUGACAUAACUGGACCCUUUUAUGAAAAAACAUCUUGUGUAAACUUCAAGCCUGAUUCUAAAUACAUUUGCAAGGAAGUAAGACCUGGUCUUAUGGAGGCAGUAGAAAAAGGUGAUUGAAUAGUCUAUACCCCUUCAGACUGCAAGAGAAAAAUGCUAUCUGUGAAUAUAGUUUCAUAUGACAGUCCCUUCAAGUAGGGACAAGUAAGACAAAUCAAUGAAAAAAGCAAUCAUCCUAAUCCUGAUUUACUUUGCUACUUUUCUACUUACAAGAAGAGCUCUUCCUGUGGACAUUCACAAGGAAUGGGGCAAAUGGGGCAACAUGUAUGACAUCCUUACAUACUUGUGUCAGACAUCAGAACGCAAGUACAUUCCUGCACAUAGGGCUUCAUUUGGCACCAUUGUAUUUUGCUGCAAAUGACACCGCCCCCCUCCCCCCACCAAAAAAAUGUAGGAGGGACAUAGUCCAUUGGUAAAGGACAUGCUUUGAGUACAGAAGGUUCCAAAUUCAUUCCAUCACUAGAAGUGUGCAGAAUAAUCCAGUCUUAGUAAUAAAAGCUCACUGAAAGUAUUCAGUUGUUACCUUAUCUACCCUACUGGAAGUGGUCCAGCUUAAAAAAGACAAUUUUGGGGCUGUAACUUCUUGGCCUCAGAACAUUUUGCAGAUUUUUAAUUCCAGGCAUCUGUAAGUGGAAGACAGGGAAGCAAAAUGGCCUGAAACUUAAGGAAAACACUGUCCAUCCUCUCAUUUAGGUGGCUUCAGAAGGGGACUAAAUAAUUUUCCAGAGAACAGGGCUAUCUAAGGCUAUUAAUAGUUUAGUGGGUGCAAUGGAAGCAGUUCACCUCUACCUACCAGAUUCAUAGGAACAACAUUGAGACAGGAGGCUCCCUUAAUCUGUGGGUCUCCUAGAUGCCUCUAGUGGGCCACCAUGUGAGUUGGAAUGCUACCAAAUGGGCCUAGGCCUGAUCCAGCAGGGCUAGUCUCAUGUUUUCAUGUCGGCAUUGGCAAUACUAAACUAAACGGACCAAGGUCCAAGCAAGUGUAUGGUGUAGGCUAAACCAUAAUGUAGUUUGUCUGGAUUUGGCUGAGUAUAUUGUGUGAACCCGACUAAUGGUGGCUUAUUCAGUAAACUACAGCUAAAUGAUGAUUUAGCAUGGUAGGGGAGCCCACUCAAUGUUUUCCACACCUACAGCAAUGCACAGCAUCAUAUUUGCAGAAUAACACAGGUCACCCCAAGUCCUGCUCACCUCUGUUAGCAUGAUCUCACACCAAAUAACUUGAGAUUCGGAAAUCUCAUGAGAGUUGGGUUGUUGUUGUUUAUUCGUUCAGUAGCUUCUGACUCAAGGUUCUGUAACUCAGAUUCAACUUUAACCUGAAUACACAUUUGAUUUUUGUUUUUGUUUGCUUUCACUUUGGCCUAGUUCAGUCUAUUCUGUUGUAAGCUCACAACUUCUU